Molecule: messenger RNA, 1184 nt
Organism: Eutrema salsugineum
Lineage: Eukaryota; Viridiplantae; Streptophyta; Magnoliopsida; Brassicales; Brassicaceae
Product: low-temperature-induced 65 kDa protein
Exons: 5
Coding region: 31-1176 (381 amino acids)
Biological process (GO): response to abscisic acid
Source: RefSeq, a predicted model, not a curated record
AGCUACAAGACUUUUGUUUUUGUUUUUCAAAUGUCGUCUCAACUUGAUCCGGUCGCUGAGCUCGAAAGCUUAAAAACACAUGUUGAUCAUUCAGGAAGCCCUAGCUUCUCAAAACUUGGCCAGCGUCACCAAUCUGGUGAAGCUUCAAAGUCGUCACCUACUGUUUCACCAAGAAAGGAAAAUGAGCUUCAAGGAGAACAUUCCCACCACAAGAAAUCAUUGUUCUCCAAAAUGAAAGACAAGGCAAAGAAGCUGCAGCACAGUCUCAGCGCUAAGAAGAGACAUGAUGAAGAAGGUGAUGCAACCAUGUCGCCAUAUGGCAGAUCUGAAGACCAUGAAGUUAGGGAAGCAGGAGGUUACACGACACUUUCACCGCGUGACAAGUCUAAAGACCGUAAAGUCAGAGAAGAAGGAGAAGGAGAAGAAAAAGAAGAAGAAGAUCCUGAAUAUCUUGGAGCCCCAAUGUAUGAAUCAAAGAAGGCACCUGAAGAGUUGAAACAGACAGCAAGGCAGCAUCCCCGGGAAAACCUUGUGAUCACUGAGACGAAUCUCUUGUCCGUUCUCCCAGCCAAACACGACGCUAAGCAAGAACGUAAAGAUUGUACUGUGAUCUCUGAGAAGAACGUUUUGUCUGAUGUCAAGCAAGAGAAGCCUGCUGAUUCUGACAAAACAACAGUGACAGAUUCAACAGGAAAGGAGUGCACAAACCAAGAACCUGUUAGUCCAAGCAAGACGGUAACAGAAACUGUGACAGAGAAGCUAGCACCUGCUUAUGCUAAAGUCUCUGAUGCAACACAGGCUAUAACCAAGAAGAUUCAAGAUAUAGCUUUCUCGGAAUCAACAGAGCCAGAGUUAAAUGAUGUUUCGGAAAUCAACACAGCAGGAACUAACCAGCCCUCUGGCUUCAACACUAAGAAUCAGGUAUGGGACAAAGGCGUAUCAAUGAAAGAAUACAUAAUCCAGAAGUUUGAGCCUGGUGAAGACGAUAGAGCGCUCUCUCGAGUGAUAUCUAAAGCUAUCAGUCCUCGAAAAGCUUCUUCUGAGGCUGCUAGUUUUAGUGGAGCCACAAACAUGGUUCCUGCUCCAAAUUCAGCAGACAACAAAGCUCCCCUUUUAGCCAACACAAAUGAAAUUGUUGAGGAAGAAAAUCAUGGGAAGAUACUUCAACCAAACUAAAUAACAGA